AUGAUAAACAAAACAAAAACCUUCAUACUCUACACCACCAACCUCUUUUCCAGCGGCCGCACUGGAAAGAUCUACCUCCACGCCUUCGAGCCGGCACCUUCCCCAACCACUACCACCCGCGGCAAGCCCAUCAACAUCGGCUUCUCCUAUCCCGGCCUCACCAAGGCAAAGAGCCCGGCCGCAAAAUGGCAGUCCAAGAUAGGUAACAGCGUAGCCAAGUCCCCCUUCGCAACCGCCCAAUCCAUGGGCACGAGGGGCAUGCCGUUCACCGUCAGCGGGCCGCUCGCCAAUAAGGGCAAAUUCAAGAUGCGUGGUAAGUGGGUCAAGUGUGUUGACUGGCUAAGGACCGAGAUGGUUGAGGGCCUUACGGGGGAGGGGGAGAGCGCUAGGGAGGGGCAGGCGGCGUAG
Messenger RNA from Morchella sextelata, 408 nucleotides. RefSeq lists its product as uncharacterized. The transcript is spliced from 2 exons. NCBI's taxonomy places the organism in Eukaryota, Fungi, Ascomycota, Pezizomycetes, Pezizales, Morchellaceae. Bases 1 to 408 code for a protein of 135 amino acids. The record is from RefSeq and is a predicted model, not a curated record.